Molecule: messenger RNA, 735 nt
Organism: Cajanus cajan (pigeon pea)
Lineage: Eukaryota; Viridiplantae; Streptophyta; Magnoliopsida; Fabales; Fabaceae
Source: RefSeq, a predicted model, not a curated record
CUGCUGGAGAGAAGCAAGCAAGUCUAUACAAAACAUAAGAGUUCAUCAAGCGAUCUGUUCACAAAAGUUUCACAAGAAAGUAAACAAGAAGACUAAGGAAAGAAAAACAAAUGGAAUGCAUUAUUUCCAUUGCAGAAGAGGUUGAUGAAAUUGUCCGAGCGCUAUGUUGCUUCUUGUGCUGCCAAGGCAUAAGCAUGGCUACACAGCGACCAUCGUAUACUUCAGGUACUUCCCCAAACUCUUCGAAAGAUAUUGAUGACCCAGAGGAACAAGAAGAAAAUUUAUGUCCAAAUCCACAUUCAAAAAUUAUCUCGGAGGUUUACUCUUCAGAUAUUGAUAUCAUGGAGCAACUACAAGAAAUAAAUAACAAGAAUGUCAUGGGGCAACUACAAGGAAUAAAUAAUGAAGAUUACCUAGAUAUUGAUGUCAUGGAGCAACUACAAAAAAUAAAUAGUAAGCAUGUUGUGGAACAAUUACAAGGAAUAAAUAAUGAGGAUUACCCAGAUAUUGAUGUCAUGGAGCAACUACAAGAAAUAAAUAAUAAGGAUGUCGUGGAGCAACUACUAAGAUUAAAUGGUAUGAUUUAUUUAUUUACAAAUGAGUUCAUUUUGUUUUAAAGUUGCCUUAGUAAUUUUUGACAUUACAUUGUGAAAUUCGAACAAGCAUGGAUAGUAAUAUUUCGAAGCUAACAAAUACAUUACAUUCAAAGGUCAAUUACAUACAUCUAUAAUUGAU